This is a messenger RNA of Athene cunicularia (burrowing owl), 1636 nucleotides long. It is a transcript of the gene S100Z, whose product is annotated as S100 calcium binding protein Z. NCBI's taxonomy places the organism in Eukaryota, Metazoa, Chordata, Aves, Strigiformes, Strigidae. The coding region runs from base 83 to 481 and encodes 132 amino acids. The record is from RefSeq and is a predicted model, not a curated record. The transcript is spliced from 3 exons. Gene Ontology annotation, cellular component: cytoplasm. Gene Ontology annotation, molecular function: calcium ion binding.
AGAAGCCCCGUCAUCCUUGUGACAAUUAUCUGUCUGACUCUGUGUAAUCCACCCUCUCAGACUGAUAAACAAGAGCCUGUGGAUGGGUUUUGAAAAGAACGUGACCAUCACCUUCUGUGAUCUGAGUAUUUGCUUGCAUACAACUCAGCUAGCUUGUAAAGCAGCUCUCCUGCCCACUGCUAUGUCCACACCACUGGAGGAUGCAAUGGACACCUUGAUCAGGAUUUUCCAUCAUUACUCUGGAAAAGAAGGAGACAGAUACAAGCUCAGUAAAGGAGAACUCAAGGAGCUCCUCACUAAUGAGCUCACUGACUUCCUUUCAGGCCAAAAGGACCCCCUUCUGGUUGAUAAGAUUAUGAAAGAUCUGGACUCCAAUAAAGACAAUGAAGUGGAUUUUAAUGAAUUUCUCAUUCUGGUUGCUGCUUUAACUGUGGCAUGUAAUGAUUUCUUUGAAGAACAGCUAAAGAAAGAGGGAUAUUAAAAAUGCUCAAUACAAUCUCCUGGCUACAAAUGUGAGCAAAGCACACCUAGUUAGGUAGCCCUCACCAACAUUUAGUGAAUGCAGACCAUCAUCCCUCCAACUGUUGCUACUGUAAGACACUUACAGAGCAGAUCAGCAGCUGGUGUAAGCUGGCCCCAAGCCAGUUUACACUAGUUGAGAUCUGGCUUCUAAUAUUUUCAGUCUUUGCUCUGUAUGCAUCUGUAACAUGCAUUCAUCAGUUCUCAGGCCAAGGGCUUGGGGUGACAGACAGUUUGGCAGGAGUUGAGACAUCUAUUUCUUAAAUGUCAGUGGGAAGUAAAAGGCACAGGAAUGUAACUUUCUGAGUUGCAAAAUUUGGAAUGAGACAUAAAACUUACAAUUUAGUUUUCAGUCAUUCUGUAACAACAAUAUUUUUGCAGCUCAAAAAGAGUAGCUUGUUCUUUGAUCAGUUCUGCUUAUUCUAAAGACCUUUUUAGAUGCUGCUCUGUACCUCCCCACAUUCUCAUAUUUCAGAUGUGGUCACAGUUGUCUCCUGCCUCCUGAGCAGACGGUACUGCUUGUCAUUGUUAAGGGUUCAUUUCCCCCACCUCCCCAGCUUCAAUUUUGUUGUGUUGGCAUUACUGCAUCCCAGUAGUCCACCUCUUUGUUUGGCAUAAAUGAAUUUAUUCAUAUGAUAAAUUAUUCAAAUACAUAGAAGAUUUAGUCAGCAGAAUUGCUCUGAGGGCUGAUGGAAGGACUGGGUCUUCAGGGGAAAUGUAAAUGCCUUCUGCUUUCCUAUUCUGGCACCCUUAAGAGGAGGGCUUUUAGAGGACCACUUGUGGGGGAUUUAAUGACAGGAUCCCAGGGUACACAUUUGUAAUGUGAGUCAUCUUAUGGAACAAUGAUUUCAUUUCAUGUUGAUCCAAUGCACUGUAUGGAAGUGGUGCAGAAGGGGCAGUGGGACCCCAUGGCCAGGUGUAGAGAGAGUAGGACAAUCUCUUUCAGGGUUAAACUGCUCUUGUGUUGAAUUAAGAGUACUUCUAUGCUCCUGUUUGAAUUAAGCAUACUUCAAAAACCCUGAAAAACCUCAGUGGCAGGAUAUCAUGGCUUUUUUCUUGCACAGAGAUCCGUCUUUAUUCCUUGUUGUUCUGUUGGUAACUUCAAGCCAUAAUAAAA